GGGGCGAGUGGACCAUUCGCUUCCGGCACCGAGGAUCCUGGGUCGGGGUCGUAGAGCGGCGAUCCCAGCGGCUACGCUACGUAGACUUUCCCGUGGUUUGUUGGCCCAGUCCCAGGUGGUCGAGGAGAUCCGCGCGGGCGGCGGGAAGCUCCGACGCGUGGCAACUGGCGCACAGGCCCCGGCGCCCGCCGGCUGCGCCAUGGUCCAGCUCAUUUUUGUGGAAACCCUGUGAGGUAAAUGACACUAAGUUUAUAGAUGAGGCAGCAGAGUUGGGACAUGGUACAGAGCCAGUAAAUGACAGGCCUGUGCUGAGUGGAUUGGGGGAUGAGGAAGAAGUCAUUUCUGGCUGGAGUGCGUAAGAGAAAUUUCACAGAGAAAAUGGGAUCUAAGCCAGAAUUGAUUGGAACUACUCUCCUCUGCAAGGCCUACCGUGGAGGUCACUUAACCAUCCGCCUUUCCCUGGGUGGCUGUACCAACCGGCCUUUCUUCCGCAUCGUGGCUGCUCACAACAAAUGUCCCAGGGAUGGCCGUUUCGUGGAGCAGCUGGGCUCCUAUGAUCCAAUGCCCAACAGUCAUGGAGAGAAACUCGUUGCUCUCAACCUGGAUCGGAUCCGGCAUUGGAUUGGCUGUGGGGCUCACCUCUCUAAGCCUGUGGAAAAGCUUCUAGGUCUUUCUGGCUUUUUCCCUCUGCAUCCCAUGGUGAUCACAAAUGCUGAGAGGCUGCGACGGAAACGUGCACACGAAGUCCUUUUAGCCGCCCAGAAAACAGAUUCAGAGGCUACAGAAACAGAUGCAAGCUGACUUCAAUGAGCAUAGCAGUGGGAACAAGGUUAAAAAGUCCCCUUAAAACACGUGGUGCAGAGCUCUUAGUUUUAUUAUAUUUGGAGGUCAAUAAAUGGAAUUUUCUGUCA
Molecule: messenger RNA, 911 nt
Organism: Camelus dromedarius (Arabian camel)
Lineage: Eukaryota; Metazoa; Chordata; Mammalia; Artiodactyla; Camelidae
Gene: MRPS16
Product: mitochondrial ribosomal protein S16
Exons: 4
Coding region: 325-801 (158 amino acids)
Biological process (GO): mitochondrial translation
Cellular component (GO): ribosome; mitochondrial small ribosomal subunit
Molecular function (GO): structural constituent of ribosome
Source: RefSeq, a predicted model, not a curated record